GUUUUGGGCCACAUUACAUAGCGUGUUGUGUAUAUAUAUCUACCCUUACUCCCAAAGGAAGUGCAUCGAUCCAUCUUUAAUUUCAAGUCUAGCCUUUACACCUCCCUCUGAAAUUCAGAGCUGAAGCAAACUUCGAUAUCCAUUUUCGUCGGUCGCUCUUUUCGUUUUCAAGUUACCUCCUCAGAAGCCAUGGGUAUCCGAUUGCCAGGGAUGGUUCUUGCAAAAGCCCUUCUCCGACGUUCUCUUUUACCUUCUGCACCAACCGCUAAUGUUCCCAAGGGCCAUUUUGCAGUCUAUGUUGGUGAUCAGGCUCAAAAGAAGAGGUUCAUUGUUCCAAUAUCUUACUUAACCAACCCUUCCUUCCAAGAUUUAUUAGGUCAGGCAGAGGAGGAGUUUGGGUUCAACCAUCCAAUGGGUGGUCUUACAAUUCCUUGCAAAGAAGAUCAAUUUCUCGACCUCACUUCUCGUUUGAGUGGCUAGUGAUCAUGAGACGAUCGGAACGCAGGAGUUUCAAAUUAAUUGAAGAGGUCAAUCAAGAGAAUUAACAGACAGGUCUGUACCUUGGUUGACAUUCUCUGCUKCAACAUCGCCAGAUCCCAAUUCUAAAUUAACCGAAGUACUGUUUUACAAACAAGUGGGAAAAGGAUACAUUCAAAGCUGGUGAAUGGAGAAAGGACUAGCAUUCAACCUUUCUCGGCCGGUUUUUCAGAGAAUGGGAAAAUUAUGCUCAAAGCUGCAGCCUGCAGGGAAAGCACAUUGACAUUGAGUCGAUCUCUUCAACUCAAUUUGCAAAUUAAGCAUCUACUUCGCCACUCCAAUUCCAAUUAAUUUGUACAUUACCAGGGAGUAGAUCUCCCCAAUACAAACACCAUUCAAUAAAUUCUUUUUCAUCUUUGUCACUGCAAAAUCUUUGUUAGUUCUGAUUCUCAAGGAACCGCAUAUCUUGUUUC
Molecule: messenger RNA, 950 nt
Organism: Nelumbo nucifera (sacred lotus)
Lineage: Eukaryota; Viridiplantae; Streptophyta; Magnoliopsida; Proteales; Nelumbonaceae
Source: RefSeq, a predicted model, not a curated record